AUGGGCAAUUCCAUCUCUUACACCACCUCAGACUGUCACGUCAAUCUCCCAGACUCUGGAUCUCUCAAAGGUCUUCAGUUCGAUUCCAAGUCCCGUCGCUUCGCAGGCGUUCCCUACGCUCAACCUCCCGUUGGAGAUCUACGAUGGCGAAAGCCUCAGCCUUUUCCAAAAACACAUCAAUACGAAUCCUUAGAUGGUUCGCCUUUUGACGCAACACAUUUUGGACCUGUUUGUCCCCAGGCGAAUUACUCCAAGAACGUCAGCGAGCAUAUCCCUAAACAUGCAUACAGCGAGGACUGUCUUAGACUCAAUAUCUGGACUCCUGUGCCUGACCCGAACGAGCCGAAUAAGAGAUGGCCUGUCAUGGUCUGGUUCCAUGGCGGUUGGUUCCAGGUUGGAGAUCCAAGUCAAGAAGAGAGUAUGGAUCCUACCGAACUCAUCUCAACUGGCGGAUUACAAGCUGUGUUUGUAGCCGUUGGUUACAGACUCAAUGUCUUUGGCUUCCUUGCUGGCCAAUAUCUUCUUGAAGAGUCUAACGGAGAAGCUGUGGGGAACUAUGGUCUUUGGGAUCAGCGUCUCGCUAUGGACUGGGUAUUCGAGAACAUCUCUGCUUUUGGAGGCGACCCUGGCAACAUCAUCCUGGCGGGACGAAGUGCUGGAGCUUACUCUGUUCUUGCACAAGCACUCUAUGACUUCCGAGGCAAAGACUCGCAUGGUCGUUUUACAAGAAUGAUCAUGUACUCCAAUGCUAUUCCCACGCAGCCCAAGACUGUUCAAGACUGCGAGGAGCAGUUUGAUGAACUCUGCGAGUACUUCGGUAUACCUGCAGACACCAGUGGCGCAGAGAGGCUACGUUGUCUGAGAAGUAUCAAUGCUGAUGAUCUAUCUUCUGCUAUCAUGGAUCUUAAGAACCAUACUUUUCGUCCCGUUACAGACGACCUGUUCAUUCACUCGGGUAUCUUUGACUACUAUCGCGAUGGUUCAUUUGCGCACGAGUUCAAAAAACGCGGGCUCAAGCUCUACAUAGGAGAAGUUCUUGAUGAAGAUACUCUCUACGCCGUCACAAACCCUCCUGAUCCCAACAUCUCUUCUCUCGAGAUGCAAAUAUCCAAUUACUAUCCGCCUCACGUGACAGAUCGUCUCCUCAAGCAUUACACCCUUCCGCAAACAAAAGACAUAAAAGCAUGGCAGCAGAUCUUUGGGCGUAUCAUUGCCGAUGGCCAAGUCAGAGCUCCGUCAAGAUACCUGGUCGACAAUCUGGUGCGCAAUGGCGUUGACAUCAAAAGUGUUUGGAGAUAUCUCAUCGCAUAUCGCUUGUCGUUCAUAACGAAUGACGUUGCUCCAGCCUCGUUUGGUGUGAGCCAUGCUAUGGACAGGCCUAUAUGGAAUUACUCUAUUACUCAUGGACCGACGCCCGCGGAGAGGGAACUUAUGGAUGCGUGGAUAAGGGAUCUUAGGGCCUUUGUUCAUGAUGAAGAGGGAUACACAUAUGGCACCGAACUUACUACAGAGUACAAGGUUAUGCAACCGCGGGGAAGUAUUGCCAUUGAACAAGAUGGACGAUGGGAAGAGCUUCUACAGGUCAUGGAUAUCUUUAGCGCAUGA
Molecule: messenger RNA, 1605 nt
Organism: Fusarium fujikuroi IMI 58289
Lineage: Eukaryota; Fungi; Ascomycota; Sordariomycetes; Hypocreales; Nectriaceae
Product: related to triacylglycerol lipase II precursor
Exons: 2
Coding region: 1-1605 (534 amino acids)
Source: RefSeq, a predicted model, not a curated record